AUGGCGCCGCCCUCAGUACUCGAUCCUGCUGCAUUGCACGCCAGCAACAGCAAGACCUCGAGUGCUGACAGUGCUGAGGAUUCUGCAUAUGUCGGAUCCUCUCGCACAGCCAGCAACGCGACAAAUGCGGCUUCCUCAUCUACAGCUAGCAGCUCUCGACCUGAAAUCGUCCCUGUACCGAACCAUGGACAAAUCGACGGCGUUAGCAGUGGUCGCAACCUUGCCGUGAAUCGACAUACGGGGGAAGUGCUCGACGACGAUACUGGUGAGAUUGUCACCACGACGACAACCACCACCACAACAACGACGACUCGGAGACGCGGCAAUGGAAACCUGAGCCAUGCCAACAGCUACCAGAGUCAAGUCCCUACGCCGGGUGGUCCAAACAAUUAUGGUUCACCAGUUGCUGAAGCUCCUGGCGAUUCCCUUGCAGCGACGUCGCAGCAUCAGCAGCCACUGUCCUCUCAGUCGGGCCACUUGAUGCCCCAACAAGCUGUUCCCGGCUCUGAACGUCCUUCUCUUUCUCAACAUGAGAGUGACCAGACGACAUCCCGUACCACUGAUCUGCCAGAGAGGAUUCACAAUUCGCCUUACUAUCAAGAGCAAACCAUCAAGCCCGAGCCAAGCAAGAGCUCUUCACACGUUCCGCAGGCAAAUGGCUCUGGUCCAAGUGCGCCACAAGCAGAGGCCUCUGAUCCACAGCGUGGACGAAAAGAGACUGUCGAGAGGUGGGAAGCAUUGGAGGAGCUCAAGAAGGCGAGUAGGGAAGCAGCACCAGCAUGGAAGAGUACACUCAAGAAUCUUGAAGGCGUUGCUGUCGGACUACACGCAAUGGGCAAGACUCUCGAGCCGAAGCUAGAGGAGAUGGAUCGCCGACAGAUGGAGAAGAUGGAGAGGAUGCAGGCUCAACAGAAGGCGCAGCGAGCUGGUCAGUCCAAUAGACGAACGCAGCACACCAAUGGAAACACUACAGCGCCCACGGAACUACAGAUGUCGAAAGAGGAGGCACGACGAGCCAAGAGCAAAGACAGAGUCUGGAAUAUGAACGAUACAGUUCAUGCAGCCGAGCGUCGACAAUUUCGCAGUGCUUCCCCAGAGCAUCCUGGUCUGAGUCCACGAGUCCGUGCGAUCCCCCCUCCGAACGGAACGAUCAGAGCAGAGGAAUGGGCACCGCCGCAUGCGCCACCUGAUUCGAUGUAUCACUCCUCCGGUCUGACUACUACCCCUGCAUCAAGUAAAGCCGAGGAUAGUGCAGCGUCGAAGGCCGACAGCUCUAGUAAGCACUCCUCUGAGGAGAAGAAGGAGAGUGGAGGAUUUAUGAACAAGCUGAAGAAGAAGAUGGGCGCGAGUUGA
This is a messenger RNA of Recurvomyces mirabilis, 1353 nucleotides long. RefSeq lists its product as uncharacterized. The record is from RefSeq and is a predicted model, not a curated record. The coding region runs from base 1 to 1353 and encodes 450 amino acids. The transcript has 2 exons. Lineage: Eukaryota; Fungi; Ascomycota; Dothideomycetes; Mycosphaerellales; Teratosphaeriaceae.